Molecule: messenger RNA, 1491 nt
Organism: Metarhizium acridum CQMa 102
Lineage: Eukaryota; Fungi; Ascomycota; Sordariomycetes; Hypocreales; Clavicipitaceae
Product: tRNA(Ser) Um(44) 2'-O-methyltransferase
Biological process (GO): tRNA methylation
Molecular function (GO): tRNA (uridine) methyltransferase activity
Source: RefSeq, a predicted model, not a curated record
AUGCCAUUUGAACCCGAGGAGGUGCCCUCAACAGCAUUGCCGUAUUUCGAAGAUUCAACCACCGAGACCGACGUUUGGGUGCCGUACUACAGCCAUGGCUGUACUUUUGGGCCAGAGCUGUUUUCUAGCAUCAUGAUGAAUAUGGUUCACAACCCCAACAUCAAUUCUACUUGGCUAUUUCGCGCAGAUAUCUUGUACGAUGAUGGCAACAUGGACGAGGUCACUACUUCCAACCGUGUGCCCGACACGGUCCAACCCGUCAUUCGAAGUAUCCCUCAUAUACCUCUGAAGCGCUCUUUAGUACGACGAUUGAUCCCCCGGAGCGAAAGAAGGGACAGCCCCCUCAAUCAAACCUGUACAUUCCAUGUCAUGAAUGAGUCAGAAACACUCGUCACGUCUUUGGUCAUAUAUAUUCCUCAUGUGGUGGCUAUGGAGCAUCUUCCCUUCUAUCACCCAAAGGUCCGAGGAAUUGCACACCUUCAUCAGUGGAACACCAAUUCGUGUUCUGGAACAAUAUCCGUUCAUUUUCUUGGGGGUUCGCCAAGUGACCUUUUGGAUGCCAAACUGGGUCGAAUUGCCUUUCAUCUUCUUGAGGUUCUUCACAGACAUGGCGAAGGAGCUGUGCAAGGUUACGUCAAAAGGGUCCAUCAUGAUCUCGUUAUACCCCAGGCAAGAUUUCAAAAUCGAUAUGCUCAACUAAAGAGCAAAUAUUCACGCCGACUGGUCGACACCUGGGCUGAGAGUACCGACCCUGGCAAACACGUAUUUGAAGAUAUUGGCAUUGCUGCUUUCUUAAUUGAGCUAUGGGCAGACAUGUACGAGGGAAAAGAAUUCCCUGGUUUCGUUGACAUAGGGUGUGGAAACGGCCUACUCGUAUAUCUCCUUACACAAGAGGGUUAUAACGGUUGGGGUUUCGAUGCGCGGCCCCGCAAAUCAUGGGCCAACUACACAACUCCAACGACCAUGUCACCAUCCGGGAAAUCUCUUGAGGAAAAGCUUCUAUUGCCCGGCAUAAUACCACCCCACAGAGACGGAAACAACCCCUCUCAACCACCACACCCCGCUAAUAUCCACGAUGGAGCCUUCAAAUCGGGUACAUUCAUCGUCUCAAAUCACGCCGACGAACUGACGCCUUGGACGCCUAUCCUCGGCACAAUCUCCAACUGUCCCUACAUCAUGAUCCCCUGCUGUAGCCACAGCCUGACUGGGGAGAAAUACCGACCGCCCCCACCAAGGGACAAGUCGAAGCCAAAGUCAACAUAUGCCUCACUGGUUGACUGGGUAUCCCAGAUUGCAGAAGAUUGUGGUUGGCAACCAGAAACUGAAAUGCUACGCAUCCCGAGCACAAGGAAUACGGGAAUCCUAGGUCGUCACCGAACCAAGGCAGCUGCUGACAUAGAUAUACACGCCAUAUUACACAAGUACGGCGGUGUGGAGGGAUACUAUGAAAAUGUAGUGAAACUGGUCAAGGCGGGGCCACGAUCACACUGA